AUGCGAAUUGAGAGAAGAAAAAUCAGGCCAGUACAUGUAAGAGACAUAGAUAAAGAGGUUGUGCUUGAACUGUUGCUGAGUGAAAAAUGUAGCCUGGGCGCUGGAGUCUCCGUGAUUCCUAUACUUGGUAUGGGGAUUUUGAUGUUAAUAGUGACAAAAACAAUUUUGAAAUUGGUGACCGCUGAAAGUUGCGAUGACAAUGAUCUGAAUUUUUUGCAAGUCAAAUUAAAGGAGAAACUGAAUGGAAAGAAGUAUACUGUCAUUCUUGAUGAUCUUUGGAAUGCAAACUAUCAUGACUGGACUAUCCUACUUGCUCCUUUCCUAGUAGGUGCUUUAGGAAGUAGGAUUGUCAUUACAACUCGCAAUCAGGAAGUUUCAUCAACGACCGGUACCAUUCCAGCUUACCAUUUGCAAGUGUUAUCAAAUGAUGCUUGUUUGUCUUUAUUUACCCAACACGCAUUGGGGGCAUGCGAUUUCAAUGCACACACAAACCUUCAAGACAUUGGUGAGGAAGUUGUUAAAAGGUGUAAAGGCUUGCCUUUGGCAGCAAAAACCCUUGGAGGCCUCCUACGCACUAAACGAGAUCGUAAUGAGUGGGAAGAUAUAUUAAAGAGCAAGAUAUGUGAUAUACCAAAGGACUAUGAAUUUGAGAAGGAGCAGCUUGUUCUAUUAUGGAUAGCUGAAGGCCUAGUUCAAGCAGUAGAAGGGGAUAAGCAAAUGGAAGAUUUGGGUAGCGAGUAUUUUCAAGAGUUAUUGUCAAGGAAAAGGCAAUGCUUUGAACUAAAAGAGUUAGGUUCUUUGUUACAUCUCCGAGGGACACUCGUCAUCUCACAAUUGGAGAAUGCCCUUGAAACCAGGGAUGAAAGGGACGCUAAGUUAAUUAAAAAUCCCAAUCUUACUGCAAUAUUGUUCUUGGAAUGGAGUGGCAACUUGGACGAGUUACAAGAUAGAACAUGUGAAUUAGGCAUACUUGACAUGCUACAUCCAAACAAGAUUGAAAAUUGUAAAAAGUGCACGUCAUUGCCACCAGUUGGGCAACUACCAUUACUCAAACAGCUUUUCAUCGAAGGCAUGGUUAGUGUGAAGAAUGUUGGUCAUGAGUUUUAUGGGGGUAGUUGCUCACAAUCUUUUGAAUCCUUGGAAACUCUGAGUUUCAAGGAUAUGACGGAAUGGGAGAACUGGAGCCCUAUUGGAGAGUUCCCACACCUGUGUGAGCUUUCUAUUAAAAAUUGUCCCAAACUGUUGGGGAACCUACCUAACCAUCUUCCUUUACUAAAAAAAUUUUUGGUAGAUGAAUGCGAGCAGUUGAUGGUCUCAAUUUCAAGCUUUCUUGAGCUCUGUGAACUACAAAUUGAGGGAACGAAAGGGGUGGUGUGCAGAAGUAAGGUAGAUUUCAGCUCACUAAAGUCUAAGUUUCUUUCAACAAUUUCAGAAUUCACAUGUCCAAUAAAAGGGCUUAUUCUCGAAGGACUAACACAUGUAGAAGAUCUAGCUAUUGAAAAUUGUGAGGAGCUGAUGCCUUUGUGGUCAAAUGAUAUGGGAUUACUACAACCCCUUCCCUGUCUUCAGGUUCUAAAGUUUUAUAAUUGUCCGAAACUAGUUUCUCUAGUGGCAGAAGAAGUAAAAGAGCAGCCGCAACCAGGUUUGCCUUCCACACUCAAAGAAAUUUAUAUCUCUUAUUGCAAUGGCAUGGAAUCUUUACCCAAGCAAUGA
Messenger RNA from Corylus avellana, 1713 nucleotides. Lineage: Eukaryota; Viridiplantae; Streptophyta; Magnoliopsida; Fagales; Betulaceae. The record is from RefSeq and is a predicted model, not a curated record.